AUGGAGACUAAUUUAUUCAACCUUGAUGCCAAAGAAAACAAUAUUUCCAACAAUACACCGCCUGAUUUAUAUAAAUACAGUACUUCAUCAUUCAAAGGUGAUUGUCGUACUUCUUUGAAUUCUGAUUUAAACUCCAGUUUGAGACCUUCCAAAAAGAAACAAAUUUCAAACAAAACCAUUAGAAAGUCCAACAAGAGCCAAAACAAAAUCACAACUCGCAAACCUAGCAAACUUAAAUCAUUGUCACGAGAAGUUUUCGUCUCCCCAAUCUUGGUAGAAUCAAACAACAAAUCGGUCGGUUACACUCCCACGAAAACCGAGUUUUAUGGAUCAGCUGAAAAGAAAGAGGAUAGUAUGGAUGUAAUGGAUCGUCUAUCACCUUUAUCAUCAUUUCAAGCAGACGAGCUUAAUGAUGGCUCGGCACGUGCAAAUAAUAUAUCGAACAAUUCCAACUCAAACGGAGACACAACGAUAAAUGAUCGCGACUCGUCAGAUUCUGGAAUCCCAGAAUUGGAAGGAAUCAACUAUUCACAAAUAUACACCAAUACAUCUCUAGACGUCGUGAAUGAAAUGGAUCUGAACACAACAAACGACCAGGAUUUAGGAGGCCAAAACACAAACUCAUCGCAGCCCUACGAUCUUUUGCAAAAUAUGCACUACGACACAAACACCGCAAGCCAACUCCUGUCAAACUCAGCAAAUUUUAUCAACACAGAGAACAAUUUAGGAGAAGACGUAAACGUAAAUGGAGUUGACCAGUACAGCAGUCCAUAUUUAUACCAAUACACACCGAGUGUCGAGGAGCAGAACGGAGAUGAGUAUAUAGAUUACGACGGAGACAUGAGAUACGUCGACAACGUAGAUUACAUGCUCAAUAACGGAAUAGAUUACGUCAUGGAUUCUAACUACACACACGAAAACACGAACCUGGAAACAAAUAAUUACGACUCAAAUAACGUGUUCAUUAAUAAUUUGGACAACCUCACGCAAUCACAAGAUCAGUUGUCGAACACGCACACCGUGAGUAAUUUCCCACACAACAACAUGGAGGACAUGGUCAUAAUAGAUGACUUGAGCAACGACGCAAAGAACGAUUUGGUGAGAAACAACAGCAUCAAUGUCCUGAUUGAGAAUUCUGAGAAAAAAUUCGACGAAGGGGUCAUGAGUAGCAUAUUGCGAGACCUCAUAUGCCCAAUUUGCCUGGAAUAUUUCUACUUCCCAGUCACGGUGGCGUGCGGACACACUUUCUGCAGAUAUUGCAUAGGACACUCAAAGUUGACCGGGAAGAUGUGUCCACUGUGCCGACAACCAGUGGGAAGGAGUUUGAACAUAAACACAAUAUUGUCAAAUCUGGUUAAGAGCCUGAAGCUCAGGAAAAGAGGCCGCACAACUCUUUCAACGGUGCCAGAUAUAUCCCAAGCUGCGGAGAAGAUUUGGUGGGAUGAACACUGCCUGAAACCAUUCGUGUCAGUGCCGCUUUUCAUACGCAUCAUGUUCGGCGGAAUGACCCAGGCACCAGUGUUUUUCGACGAUUUAUGCUCCUGUCUGAUCGAUUACUUCAACACAGGAAACAAAUGGUACAAGUCGAAGUGGGUUUUCACAAUAGAGGACUUCAGACUAAUAAGGAAUUUAAUAGGCCUACAGCUUGUCAGCCCCACGAGCGAACAGACUGAGACAACACCAGUGGACGUUUCUGCAAUCAACGACUCGAACAACGUAAGGCUACACCACUGGGUCGAGGAUUACCUGAUAUCAAACCCCCAACUUUGUUUCAGAAGUGACAACAUCUACCCACUAACCCUGAAGGUGUACCACGACAUGAACCACAAGAUCGAAGGAACAGUAUUCAGCGCCUUGGAUAUACCUUACAAACUACCCUGGGAUGCAGGGAGACACGUUAAAUCACUUUUGCACUUCCCACACAGCUCAGUUUCGCUCUCUCACCUUAUUUUUGCCCAGUGCCCUGAUGGACGUUUUGGAAUUUUGGAUGUCGGAAGCACAAUUGGAACGAUGAUUAAGAUCCAGGGAGUCCACGUGUUACAGUCUGGAGACAGGAUCCACAUUGGAGAUAAGCACGAAGUCGACGUGUACAUUUACAAGGACUCGAUAGGAACCCCUUUCAAAGACUACAAGUGGGACGCAAACACAAACCAGGUUAUUAAUUACGCUGAGUAUUUGAGUUCUCAACAGAACGGGGAUCAGAACGAGAACAAAGACCACAUGCCGGCGAAAGGAGGUGAAAACUCAGAUAUCGAGGUUGACAUGGAUCCUAACUUUAGUCAUUUGAACCCUAAUUUGGGUCAUAUGGAGCCUAAUUUCCAGGAAAUGGGUUCAAAUUUGCAAGAUUUGGAUAGUUACUUGAAGAUUAAGAUAUUUGCAGAUUUACAAGUUGAGAGAGAUAUGUGGAUUUGCCCCAAAGGAGUGAUUCUAGGGCGCGGACCUGUGACUCAGUCUUCCUAUAAAAAGUUGUCAAUAACGACACAGAACGGCUACAUAUCGAGGGAACACUGUCUGAUAUACUAUGAUGGAAGCAGGCCUUCAGGAAGUAGAUGGUUGCUUAGAGACAUGAGCACUCUUGGCACUUUUCUCAAGCUAAAGCCGUUCCAAGAGCCACUCCCAGUGUCUCCAGGAUUUGUAUUCAAGGUUGGUCAGUGCAAAGUUGAAGUAGGGUCGCCUCACGAGCUUUCACGCAGAGUUCCGUCAUCAGCCAUGCUCAUAAUGUCACAACUGCUCCAGUCUCACAUCGAACCUAACAGACUCGUAGAGAUUCAGUCGAAUCUAAACGUUAACCUGGCGAAUCCGAGGAACAACCCACUCAACCUUCCAGAUGUUGCAAGAUUUGAAAGGGAGCCGUACAACGCUCUCGACCACCACCUGUAUCACCCAGAGGGAACUCAAAACCACCCGGCGUACCACGGUGAAGGUAACCAGGAGGCAAACUCGCGAGGCCAGACUCAGGAAUUGCCUGGAGAUGUAAAUCUCAGUGGACAAGUCGUACCAAACGUCUUGAGAGACGACGUUGCUUAA
Molecule: messenger RNA, 3027 nt
Organism: Theileria parva strain Muguga
Lineage: Eukaryota; Apicomplexa; Aconoidasida; Piroplasmida; Theileriidae
Product: FHA domain protein
Exons: 2
Coding region: 1-3027 (1008 amino acids)
Molecular function (GO): protein binding
Source: RefSeq, a predicted model, not a curated record